GUGGGGGGUAAUAGGAGCCUAUAUAAAAAAAAGCCCCAAAUAUCGGGACUGUCCCUAUAAAAUCGGGACAUCUGGUCACCCUACACGGGGGUGAUGCUGAAGUACGCACACCACUGGGUCCCGGGCCCCGGGGCGGGGUGUCCCUCGCUUGUAACAGUCGAGACAUGGGCGGGUGUUGGGCAGAGGGACUGUGGUGAGUCCCUCGCACCCAGUGGUUGUGUCAGGGCCCGUGUCCCCGGGGGAUGCUGCAGGUGAUGAGGGCGAAUGCCGCUGUAGCUUGAAUCAGAGGAGUAGCCGUGUUAGUCUGAAUCUGUAAAAAGCAACAGAGGGUCCUGUGGCACCUUUAAGACUAACAGAAGUAUUGGGAGCAUAAGCUUUCGUGGGUAAGAACCUCACUUCUUCAGAUGCAAGUAAUGGAAAUCUCCAGAUCUGUAGCUUGAGUGUAUGAGGGGAGGGUUGCCAGGCUUGUUGCCCACCCGCUUCAAAUCUGUGGUGUGAUGUCCCACCUGCCAAGUCCUGUUUGUCAAGAGGGAGACUGUCUCCUUUGUAUGUUCAUCUAAAGACCGCUUUUAAAAGCAUCGACUUCUCAUGGAAAAAUGACUUUUGCUUUGUAGAACUAUUGGAAAACUCCCUGGCUGGAAUUGUCCUGGUGUGACGUGUGUAGUCUGGGGAACCCUGUCGCCCCCUGUGGUUGCCCGAGUGGGAACUUGCCCGUCCCUGUCUUGCCCCGUUGUUGUAACAGUUUGCAAUUCAAUUGCAAUUCAGAAGCUGCAACAGGGUGUAGGCUUAAGAAUAUGUUGUACCUUGAACAAGAGUAGACACAAACUAGGACCCAAAUGAAGUGUUUCAAAGUGCUCAAAAAAUGAGCAAGAUUUUAAGUGUUUUACUUUCAGUGAAACAGUAAAAUUCACCAUAUCUAGAUAGAGAGACUUUAAACACUGCCUUAAAAUGAAUGCCAAAUAGGUCGUCUUGGCAGCUCCUCAAUGAUUUUUUUUCUCUUCCCACUCUUGGGGGCCCUAUUUAAAAAUCUCAGAGCUCCAUCACUCUAAAUAUGUUACUUGAUUCACUGCUUAUAUAUGCUGUAUCUUUUGGCAUAUUUGGAAUGUUAUUCGUUUACUUGAUUGCAAUUGAUACUAAAUUUAAAAGCUUCAUUGGUUGUUUUGCUUUAUAUAAUGUGUAUUCCUCAGCAAGUGGAUGUUUAAGUGGAUUCUAUUGUACUAGGAACAAUACACAAGGAUUUAGUUUUAUAAAUAUGUUGAGUGGAUUGUAAGCAAUUUUAUGUAUUAUUUGUAGGUACAUUUAACAGCUUUUUUGAUUCUUUUCAUGUGUAACUUUCAAUACCUGGAAAUAUUUUUUUUAAAGUUGAUAACCAAACCUAAAAGAUGUUACUUUGCCAGUUGUACUGCUGCUUGCAUAACAGAUUAAAUUGAAAUACGUUUUUCCAGAUGGGCACUGCUGCAGAUUUAAAUAGUGAACAAAAUGUUAUCAUACACUGGAUGUCCAAUGCUUCCUGUUCCGGAGAUAUACUAAAUCCUAGUUUCCAUAUUUGGAAAACCAAUAGAGAUGGACAGUCAUCUGGAACUGUAAACAUAAGUCACCCAGUUAAAAUGCUGCAUGUUUCAAACAGCAGUUCUAUAAGUGAAGACUCCAUGCAUGAAGAACAAAUCUUGGAGUCUGGCUGCCCUUGUGGACUUCAGUUAAAUACAACUGAAACAACUUUUCCAGUUGCAGCAUUUCAUUUGGUCAAGAAAAAACCCAUGUUAACACUUAAAGAUGCUCCUGCUCUGUGGAAAGCCCCUAAAACUGACUCUGUAUGUGAUGAGGGGGAUGAUCAGAAUGAAGCAGAUUACAGCGAUCCACUUCUACAAAAGCUUGAACAGCUAAAAGCAAUACAGCAGCAGAAACAAGAACAGUUGAAGAAGCAACAGAUGGAACAACUUCAAAGGCUUAUGGAAGAGCAAAAGAAACUACUUAUCAUGGUAUCUGGCCAUCAAGGACUCCCUGGAGAAAGCACUUGGUGUCCAAAACAAAAGAUGGAAAAGUCUGUUGGAGGUGAAGACAGUGACGCUGAUCAUUUAUGUUCAAGAAAUGUAGAUUUGUCUGAAAGUCCCAAUGGAAGAAAAUGCUUACAAGCAGCUAACAUAGAGGAAAGGCCUAUUAAAGCUGGGAUUCAGGAGAGGAAACAGACGUUUGAAGAAUUCCUUGAAGAACAGAUACGAUUAGAAGACCAGCGCCUGAAGCAAAAAGAGGAGCAACAGGAAGUGGGAAGGUCAACCUUUCAGAAACUACUGACAAGACGACCCUUUCUGAAACGGGGAGAAGGCUUAACUAGGUUCACUAAUGCCAAAUCUAAAGUAACUAAGUAUAAAGAAAGCAAACUGAUGACUCAGCAAAGUACUUUGGAGGACAGAAAUGUUGUUAAAGUGGACAGACCACAAAUACAGCGGAAAACUGCACCUUUAAGCAAGGAACAGGUUUCUGAAAUUUUUGCUGUGCCCUCUAAAAAAUGUAACCGAGCAGCUAAAACAACAAAUGAUUCUGUCUUCCCUGUUCAGAAGGCCAUAGUACUCAAGAAUCAUAUUGGAAAAAAUAUAUCGCCACCAACAGCGAGACUGCAGACUGAGAAGAAUCUUGGACAGUUCAGAGAUUCUUUCAGAUCAGAAAUCAACAGCAAAUUUGAAAAUAAAGAAAACAUAAUGGAGUUUGCCAGGCCAACUGACAAAUUUUCAGAUACAGAAAAGCCUCAGCUGUCCACAGAAUUUACCAAAACUUUUUCUCUUUCCAAAUGUUCUACAAGUCACCCUGUAAAAGAUCCAGAACUUUCUUUUGAACUUUCAUUCCAAAAUAAGUUGGAAAACUGGGAAAAAGAAAAGGAAAAAGAGAACAUAGAAUUAGAUGAAUUUUUGUUUCUAGAACAGGUUGCUGAUGAAGUAUCUUUCUCGAGUAAUUCCUCAUUUGUACAACUGUUCUUGGAUCGAGAUCAGCAAAUUUCAAAAGGCCGUAGAAUGUCUUCUACCCCUGUCAAAGCAAUGCUGCAGCAGCAGCAGCAGCAGCAGCAGAUGAAUGCCCUAGAUAUUAUAAAUAACAAAAAUAAAAAAGCAGAAAUUAUCUUACAAGGAAAUAAAAAUGACAGGGCAAUUACACAUACAGUCUUGGAUUUGAGGGCAUCUGUUAGACUAAGGGACCAAUUCAAUAAAACAGAUAAUAAAAUAUUUCAGACUUCUUCCACUGCAGCAUCUCCAACUUUAAAAAGCACUGAAUGGAAUGUAAAUGAAGAUAAAGAUGAUGGAAGCAGUGUCAUUACUACAAAGUCUGAGGAGGAACUUGAGACCACCUUAAAAUGUGCAAAUGAAGAUGCUAAAAAGUUCAUUUUGAGCAUCAGAGAAGAUAAUCCAGUAUUCUGUGAUUGCACAGGACCUGUCAAAGACCUCAGCAAAGAAAGCAAAAGUAGGGAUGUUGAUCUUGACUUAUCGGACAAAGAUUAUAGUAGUGAUGAAUCCAAUUUGCUACCAAAUCAGAGUAAUAGCAAAGUGUCUGAAUCUCAAAGACAUGUUUCAUGUACAAAUAGGAAUAAGGUUGAAUUUGAUGAUGAAAGAACAUGGACUGACCUUCAAGAAAAUGAGAUUCAACAUGAAGCACCCCAAAAUGAUACCAUUAAAGUACCUCCACAAACUGACUAUUACAAUAAAAGUGAAAUGGCUGCCCCAGAUAAAACAAUAAAGAGGAAGGUUGCUUCAAUAAAGAAGGGAGAUGAUUUGCCCAAACAGAGUGUGACAGAUGGUGAUGCAAGUACACCUCCCACAUCAGACCUCAUGAUGAAACUCUUUCCUUCACUGAAUCCUAAACAGAAGCCAGACUCUCAUGCAAGGCAUGAAACCAAAUCAAAUGUGGGACAAGAAGAAGCAGGAGGAGACAUUGUUCGAUCCCGGGUACUCAGAGAGAAGCUUGUUGAAUUGGAAACAGAAAUUGAAAGAUUCAGAGCUGAAAAUGCAUCUCUAACAAAACUCCGUGAAGAACGAGAGAGCUCCUUAGAAAAUCUCAGGAAAGAAAUAGCAGACUUUGAACAGCAGAAAACAAAAGAAUUGGCUCGGAUAGAAGAAGUUAAAAAAGAAGAAAUGAGAAAACUCCAAAAAGACCGUAAAGUUUUUGAAAAAUAUUCCACAGCAGCUAGAGCGAUGCCAGAUAAAAAGGAGCGUGAUGAAAUUCAGGCUUUAAAACAGCAGCUUGCAGACUUGCAGGAAGACUUAAAGCGAAGAGAAGCAAAAUGGUCAACUACUCACGGUCGCCUUAGAAACCAGAUAGAAACCUUAACAAAGGAGAACACGGAGUUAAGGGAAGAGAUCAAAAUCAUGGAAAGAUUUCGUCUAGAAGUUUGGAAGAAAGCAGAAGCUGCUGAAAGCAACAGGAAAGCUGAAAGUUCUGGAAUGAAUUUGAAGAGAGCAGAGUCUAUAAAAAGCCUUCUAGAAGACCUAAAUCAGCACCUGUUAGUGAUGGGAGUAACUUUGACAAGACCGUGACGACACUAGAAGAUUCCUCUAGGACUUUUAUGAUAGACAUGUCCCCUACUGAAAUAUGUGUGCCAUUAGAGCCCCCUACUCUUGUGUCUGCAGGCAGUGAAGAAAUACAGGGAGAAAUUAACUAUCCUGAUGGAAAG
This is a messenger RNA of Chrysemys picta bellii (western painted turtle), 4654 nucleotides long. NCBI's taxonomy places the organism in Eukaryota, Metazoa, Chordata, Testudines, Emydidae. The record is from RefSeq and is a predicted model, not a curated record.